Messenger RNA from Amoebophrya sp. A120, 1414 nucleotides. NCBI's taxonomy places the organism in Eukaryota, Dinophyceae, Syndiniales, Amoebophryaceae. The record is from the annotation of a GenBank genome assembly.
CAGGAGGCCUUGGACCUGGACGAUUUCGACAAGAAAACCUCGGAGAGCAUCUUCCUCGCCCGGAUGGAUAAAAUUUUCCAGAGAAACGUCCGGAAGUGCGCACAGACGAACCAGUUUGCGGAGCGAAACGCCCGGGUCGCGGUGUGGGAAUCGCUAGUGCCGGACGAGUCGCCGGCGAAUUUUGUGCUACAAGGGGCCACGCUGUUCGAUUUAAGGCAGAUUGUGCUGGACCACGCGGAGAUCAACGGCAUGCUGGAUAAGGACAACGGGAGUUACGACAAAUUUUGGUCAGAGGAAAACCAACAGUUCUCCUCUCUUUUCUCCCUGCUUUGUCACCCGAAGAAGGAUUACAGUAAGCCGAAGCUGGCGCAGUUGAAAAUCAACCCGGUGGAUCCGAAGGAGUUUAACGAAUCCUUGCGAAACAUGAAAGACGCGCACGGUUGGUUCCGGACGGCGGGCAGCAUCGGGCAAAUGAUUCGGUUUGUUCGGGAGGAACACGUGCGAAACCAGCUGAAACGGCUGGGACUGGUGAAUAGUACUUCUAACGCAGGAGUGGUGCCAGGAGCAGCAACAGCAUCAGGUUGUACUAUGCCAGGGGCCGAUCAUCAUGGGAAAAAUGUCAAAGCGAAAAACAAAAAACAACCAGGUUCAACAACAUUAUCGUCCUCUUCUGCAACAUCUAAAAGCUGCAGCCCCGCUCCUGUGGACAAUACGAUGAAGAGGAAGAUGACACGCCACGACCACGAACACAUGUUCUUCUACGGACACUGGGAUGGAAAUAACAAAAACUACGGACAGUUGAAAAAGGAAAUCCUGGAUAAUGUCGAGGCGGAUAAGCAGGGGGGUAGUUGUAAGUCUGCCUGUGGCGUCGAAAAGGAAAACCAGGACAACGUCUUUCAAUCUUACCACAGCGUGAUAGAGAAAGACGACGCUCUCGUGAAAGGUUUGAAAGCAAAGUACAGGAUGUUGAAGAGCAUUCUCAACAAAAGCGGGAAGAUGACCAAGAACCAGAGUACUGUUCUGGGUUUUGUUGGUGCGGCGGUUCCACUACCCCCGAUGAAAAUGGCCAGCACCUCGUCCAGUUCUACGACGGCGGAUGGUGGUUGUCAUUUGGUAAACAGCACUGGCAGCUCUAGCAGCAGCUUCUCCAGUAAUUUGUUCCCUUCGACUACAUCUAGUGUGGCGCAGCAAGAAGUACUGCCAGGGAACAACACACGCCUUGUUACUCCAACAUCUUCCAGUAUUUUGGUCAGCAGUAUCGUGGCGGCCCCCAUCACCUCCGCGCCGUCGAGCUUCUUGCCAGAAACUGCGACAGCAGGAGCGUCGAACAAACGAAGCAGGGAAGUUCUGAUUCGUUGUGGUGUUGAGACCGACGACCAUGAUACCGGCGACGCGAUGGACGUGGACCUCGAGG